CGUGGAUGAAACAACGCCAACGAACUGCUGCUUCAAACUAAAACUAGAUCUUUUUUACACAGAGAGCAAGAGAAACACUCAUAUUCUGCAACCACUCUGUCUCUCUCUACUUUCUCUGAUUGAAUGGCAUCAACAUGUCUUUCUUUCUUCUGUUCAUCAAAUUCUACUUUGAAUUCUUGUUCAUUGUUCAAUUCAUCAUCAUCUAUUCGAUUCAAUUCAGUAAAGAAGAAUUCAAGAGUUUCAUUAAGCAGUAGAGUUGGUCCAGUUGUAUUCAAAGAUCUCGAUGCAGAUGAUAUUCGGCACCCCCUCGAUAAACAAAAUACUUUGAUAUUGAAGGCAAUUCCUGGUUUAAAUGAAAUCGUCAAGGCCCUUGUAGGAACUGUGGCCGAGCAAGUCAUGAUUCUUGAGAAUAUAGGAACAUCAGUUCUUGUUGCUGAAAACCAGCUUUCGGAUCUUCAUAAAUUAAUGGUUGAGGCUGCCGAGGUACUGAACAUUGAGGCCCCUGAUCUCUAUGUUCGCCAAAAUCCUGUACCAAACGCAUAUACUUUAGCUGUCAGUGGCAGAAAGCCGUUCGUUGUAGUCCAUACCAGUCUUGUAGAGCUUCUCACACGAAGGGAGCUGCAGGCAGUUUUAGCUCAUGAGCUGGGUCAUUUGAAGUGCGACCAUGGUGUUUGGCUAACACUGGCGAAUAUUCUUACCCUUGGAGCGUACAGUGUACCUGGUUUUGGCGGAAUUAUUGCCCAGAGAUUGGAAGAACAGCUCUUCCGCUGGCUCCGAGCUGCAGAGCUUACUUGUGAUCGUGCAGCCCUUGUUGUUGCUCAAGACCCCAAGGUGGUCGUCUCUGUUUUGAUGAAAUUGGCAGGAGGAUGUCCGUCUUUGUCUGAUCAACUCAAUGUGGAUGCAUUUUUAGAGCAAGCUCGUUCUUAUGACAAGGCUUCUUCAAGCCCAUUCGGGUGGUAUAUAAGGAAUGCUCAAACAUCACAGUUAUCACACCCUUUGCCUGUUCUACGUGCUCGUGAGAUUGAUGAAUGGUCGAAAAGUCAAGAGUAUAAAUCCUUAUUAAGCCAUGCAAGACGGAUAAGUUCUGCACAAAAAGUGUAAACAAACAUAUAUAGCAAUAUACGGAAGUUGGACUGCAGCUUGAUACGGUAAAGUGGAAAACGGAGAAACGCAGGAGAUUCUCCUCUAGGCUCAAAUUACUGUAGAUACAAUACAAAUACUUCAACACAACUGUCAAGUUUCAAGUAUAAAUGAUUGGUAAAGCAGGGAUACUGUUGUACAGAUCCAGUCCAAACUCUUCUACACAUAUUUGACGAUGCAUACUUUUCAUCUUGUGAAAUUAUAUGCGUAGUAUUUUCUCUUUCUUAUUUUGGUACAACACAGUUUAUCAGAAAAUUAAGAAACCUAUUAUAGAGGCUCCAAACAUUGGGUUUUGAGGGCUCACAAGAUGAUAAAAUUGAGUUAUGAAACAAUAACCCAUAUCCAACUAUUUUUGUAAUGAUUAAAAUACCCUCCAUGAAUUAUAAAAUUAAAUUUAUUAUC
Papaver somniferum (opium poppy) is the source of this 1542-nucleotide messenger RNA. RefSeq names its product protease HtpX homolog. Gene Ontology annotation, biological process: CAAX-box protein processing. Gene Ontology annotation, cellular component: endoplasmic reticulum membrane. Lineage: Eukaryota; Viridiplantae; Streptophyta; Magnoliopsida; Ranunculales; Papaveraceae. The transcript has 9 exons. The coding region runs from base 124 to 1101 and encodes 325 amino acids. Gene Ontology annotation, molecular function: metalloendopeptidase activity. The record is from RefSeq and is a predicted model, not a curated record.